Messenger RNA from Tinamus guttatus (white-throated tinamou), 4013 nucleotides. Lineage: Eukaryota; Metazoa; Chordata; Aves; Tinamiformes; Tinamidae. The record is from RefSeq and is a predicted model, not a curated record.
GGUUUCCCGAUGAGUGGAUCAUGAUGAACAUACUUUAGGGACUUGCCGUAGUAUGGCUGCUUCUCGAUCUACUCGUGUUACAAGAUCAACAGUGGGUUUAAAUGGUUUGGAUGAAAACUUUUGUGGUAGAACAUUAAGAAACCGUAGUAUUGCUCAUCCAGAGGAAGUUUCACCUCAUCCUCAAGUAAGAUCAAGGUCACCAAAGAAGAGACCGGAGUCUGUGCAAGCUCAGAAGGGAAGUAACGGUGGGAGAACUACUGACUUGAAACAGCAGAGUGCUCGGGAAUCAUGGGUGAGCCCUAGGAAGAGAGGGCUGUCUACUUCAGAAAAAGAUAAUGCUGAUAAACAAAUUGUGGAAAAUUGUGAAAAAAGACAAGCAGAACCUGUAUCGCCUGUUUUGAAAAGAAUUAAGCGCUGUCUUCGCUCAGAGGCACCCAACAGUUCCGAAGAAGACUUGCCUGCCAAGACAGAGAAGGAACCAUUGGAACGUAAAAGCUUAGUGUCGGACAAUGAUGCGGGGUCUCCAGGGACUAAGCGAGCUUGUCGAUGUCUUAUAUUGGAUGAUUGUGACAAAAGGGAAGUUAAAAAGGUGAAUGUUUGUGCGGAAGGAUUUAAUAACUCUGCAAUAGUUGAAGAGAUUGCAGGCUAUCAGACUGUCAAUGGAGUUGGUGAGAGAGACUCAAAUUCUCUAAACUGUGAUGACUGUCAGCUUGAUGGGAACGCUAAGCAAAAUAGUGCUGGUUCCUGUACGCCCAUGGACAAAACGGUAGCAGAAAAUGGAAAUGCAUUUGCCCACUCUUCAUUGCUGCUUAAUAGCAGCAAGGAGGACAGUGUUGUAGACCAUUAUGUGCCUUGCACAAACUCUCAAGAACAGGUAAAGUUGGAGGACCACAAAAUAAUAAAUGACUGCUUGCCUGAGGAGCAUGCUAAUCAGGCAAACGAGCCAGCUGCAGGGUCCUUUUCUGAAAUCCAGUCAUCCUUGUUGAGGGAUUCUGAGGAGGAGGUAGAUGUAGUAGGAGAUAGUAGUGCCUCUAAGGAACAGUGUGCUGAAAACACCAAUAGCAACACAAAUACUCGUCAUGAUAGUACAUCAAUCUCAGGUGAACCUGAACCACAUUCUUCUGUGCUGGACUGUGUUUCAGCUCAAAUGACAUCAAUGUCAGAACUUCAAGAACACAGAUACACAUUGAGAACUUCACCCCGAAGGGCUGCCCCUGCUAGAAGUAGCCCUACUAAAAAUAACUCUCCUUGUAGAGAAAACGGACAGGUUGAGGAAAAUAAUCUUAAUUCCACUGAAAAGAAUGUACCUGUAGGUAUUAAUAAUAUCAAUGGAUCUCCCAAAAAGUCUGAAGAAAUUAAACAGAAUGAAAAAGAGAGAAAUUGUAACACUGGAGAUCAUGGGAAGGACGGACUAAGAAAGCCACUUUCUGAGGCUAGGCUUGUUGCUGGAUAUAUACCAUCUGCCAAAGAGAGUGCCAACAGCCACACUGCAGAGGAUGAGGAGGAAGAGCCUGAUGUGUAUUACUUUGAAUCAGAUCAUGUGGCAUUGAAACACAACAAAGAUUAUCAGAGACUGUUACAGACGAUUGCUGUACUCGAGGCUCAACGUACUCAAGCAGUUCAAGACCUUGAAAGUUUAGGCAAACACCAGAGAGAAGCCCUGAAAGAUCCUAUUGGAUUUGUGGAAAGACUCCAGAAGAAGGUUGAUAUGGGUCUUCCAUAUCCUCAGAGAGUUGUCCAGCUCCCUGAGAUUGCCUGGGACCAAUAUACCUCUAGCCUUGGGAACUUCGAGAGAGAAUUCAAAAACCGAAAGCGUAACAGCAGACGAGUGAAGCUGAUUUUUGACAAAGUAGGUAUACCCGCAAGACCAAAAAGUCCUUUGGAUCCCAAGAAGGAUGGAGAGUCUGUUUCAUACUCUGUAUUGCCUUUAAGUGAUGGUCCAGAAGGUUCUACAAGCAGUCGUCCACAGCAGAUGAUAAGAGGGCGACUUUAUGAUGAGACCAAACCUGAAACUUUUAAUCAGCUGUGGACUGUAGAAGAACAGAAAAAACUUGAGCAGUUGCUUUUGAAGUAUCCGCCAGAGGAAGUAGAGUCCCGAAGGUGGCAGAAGAUAGCUGAUGAGCUGGGAAAUAGAACAGCAAAACAGGUUGCCAGCAGGGUGCAAAAAUAUUUUAUAAAACUCACUAAAGCUGGUAUUCCGGUUCCAGGAAGAACUCCAAACUUAUAUUUAUACUCCAAAAAGUCAUCAAGUAGACGGCAGCAUCCUUUAAAUAAACAUCUUUUCAAACCUUCAACUUUUAUGACAUCGCAUGAACCUCCAGUUUAUAUGGAUGAGGAUGAUGACAGAUCCAGCUUUCACAGCCAUAUGGAUAAUGCAGCAGAAGAGGAAGUAUCGGAUGAAGAAAGUAUUCCUAUAACAUAUCGAGAGUUACCUGAAUACAAAGAACUCUUAGAGUUUAAGAAGCUGAAGAAGCAGAAGCUCCAGCAGAUGCAUGCGGAAAGUGGGUUUGUGCAGCACGUGGGGUUCAAGUGUGAUAACUGCGGGAUUGAACCUAUUCAGGGUGUUCGGUGGCACUGCCAAGACUGCCCUCCAGAAAUGUCCCUGGAUUUCUGCGACGCUUGUUCCGACUGUCUGCAUGAAACAGAGAUUCAUAAAGAAGACCAUCAGUUAGAGCCUAUUUACAGAGCAGAGACAUUUUUAGACAGAGACUACUGCAUGUCCCAGGGCACCAGUUACAAUUAUCUUGACCCAAACUACUUUCCAGCAAAUAGAUGACAUGGGAAGCAGAUCUGCAAUCUGGGGCUUACUAUCCUCUUUGAAAAAUAACAAUGGCACCAUUGUUAAUUCUGUGCACAUUUUGGAAAGACUCUGCUUUCCCUGAAAUGUCGCUCACAGCAUGACAGCUUCCUGGGUGUACUUGUCAAACUACAGCUUCGAACUGUCAUGGUUCUAGAUCACCGAGCAGCAGCUGAACAUUCCUAGUGUGCAGAAGGUUUCACUGGGAGACUUUUCUCUCACCACAUUAGUCAUUUUUAGGUGGUGAAUCUAUACAAAAAGAAAACCAUACAAGAGAGUGAGCCAGGAAAGAGAGCACACGUUAAAGAUAGAGUAAAUUCCAAAGGCUUUGAAGAGCUUGGUUACAAUGAGAUCCAGAGGAGAUGAAGUAUUUAUAUAAAAACAGUUUAGUAGCUUGCAGUUUUGUUGUGAAAUAGUUUUCAACACAGUAACUGACUUCUUUAGGCAAGGUUUUAACCAGUGACAGUGUUUGCUUCUAGGAUGUACUCUAAAAAAUGCUCACUGUCUCAGCGAUGGUUGGUUACAGGCCUUUAUCAAAUCGGAGCUGCUUAAUCACAUUGACUUUCAAUUUUUAAAAUUUUUUUCUUUUUUUCCCGUUUUUUUUCUUUUUCUUUUUUUUUUAAACCACAAUGAACUCUAUUUACCAACAGCGAAGCACUACAGGGGGCAACUGUGGCAUUGCUUCCUUAACCAGCUCAUGGUGUGUGAAUGUUAUAAAAUUGUCACUCAGAUAUAUUUUUUAAAUGUAAUGUUAUAUAAGAUGAUCAUGUGAUGUGUACAAAAUAUGGUGAAAAGUGCCAGUGGUAGUAACUGUGUAAAGUCUCUAAUACUCAACAUUAACUCCUUUAAAAUAAAAUACACAGCCUUCUGCCUCUGUAUUUGGAGUUGUUAGUGCAACUCAUCAAAGAAAACUGCCUAAUAUAAAUCAUAUAUAUGGUAAUAAUUUUUCCUCUUUUGUAGUCUGCACAAGAUCCAUGAAAGAUUGUAUUUUUAUUACUAUUUAAACAGUGAUUAAAUUUAGCCUGAGCAGUGAGCAAGGGUUCACAUGCAUUCUUUUAUACUGCUGGAUUUUGUUGUGCAUCAUUUAAAACAUUUUGUAUGUUUCUUCUUAUCUGUGUAUACAGUAUGUUCUUAAAUAAUGUUCAAUUGUCAGGAGAACUGUGAGAAAUAAACUCUGUGGAUCCAGUCUGUUUAUACACAGCAUGCUUGCCGUGAC